AUGUUAAAUAUUGGAUUCCAAUUCACAUUAAAACAUCUCAAGAGAUAUAUGAAUAAUUCAAGUUAUAAUGAAGAUGACAUUGAAAAAAUCGAAAAACAGAAUAUCGGUAGAAAAGUAUUUCUCAGAUUAACUAUACAAAUGUUUACUAAUGAAAAUGGUUCAUUCAAAAUUAAGUUUGGGAACACAACUGAUAUUAUGGAGUUAGUAGAAGAACUCAAAGAAAAACAAGAAGAACACUCUACAUCUGUUGAAGUUGUAACUGCCUUUGAAUUUAAUAAAUUACGUGAUAACUACCAAAAAACAUUGAAAGAGAAUAAUAGAAAUAUCAGUAAUAUGCUAAGUGAGAUUAAAAGAUUACAUGAAGGAGAGUAUAGUGUUGAAUUGUUAGAUCCAUAUUAUGUCCGCAUUAUAUAA
Funneliformis caledonium is the source of this 414-nucleotide messenger RNA. Lineage: Eukaryota; Fungi; Glomeromycota; Glomeromycetes; Glomerales; Glomeraceae. The record is from the annotation of a GenBank genome assembly.